This is a messenger RNA of Vespa velutina, 6220 nucleotides long. RefSeq names its product adenylate cyclase type 9 (gene Ac13E). NCBI's taxonomy places the organism in Eukaryota, Metazoa, Arthropoda, Insecta, Hymenoptera, Vespidae. The record is from RefSeq and is a predicted model, not a curated record. Gene Ontology annotation, molecular function: adenylate cyclase activity. Gene Ontology annotation, biological process: intracellular signal transduction; adenylate cyclase-activating G protein-coupled receptor signaling pathway; cyclic nucleotide biosynthetic process. The coding region runs from base 333 to 4865 and encodes 1510 amino acids. The transcript has 8 exons.
GCGAUGUCGUUGGUAUUGUUCAGUAUUGUUGACUUCAAGAUGGCUGCGGAUUACUGUGGGAGAUAUUCUAAGAAAUCGUAAUUUUCCCUAAGAGAACUUCCAAUUUUGUAUAUAUUUAAAAAGUCGUGUGUUAAACGACCUUACGAACUUCGGUGCUAACUACACCGAGUUUCUUUGUGUCGUUCGAUUUAAUACCGUACAAAACAGAAUAUGAAAAUCAUGCCAUCUGACACUAGCUGACUUAUGGAAGAACCUCCAAUGUCAGCAAGGAGGAUGAUUUUUAAUGUUUUAUGGCGGUAUCGCCUUUAACCGAGUAAUACUCAAAUGUCAAUAUGGACUCUUCGAUGAACCGAAAACGGAGUUCAUCUGUAAGCUUCACAAGAGGAAAAGAGAAUAGCGACGAUGAUGUUGGAGACGAAAUACACAUAUCUUUGGCACCAUACAUACAAACUUACUUGGCACAUAGUGGACAAGGACUUGGAUGUUGUGGGAUUAGUUUACCAGUGCCAUUUGAACGUGCUGCGUCGCGUUCUUGGUGGAAUCCAAAAUUUGAUUCUGAAAUUCUAGAAGAACAAUAUAAAAGAAGUGCCUUUCUACAGAUUAGACUAAGAUUCCGAUAUGCUCUUAUAUAUAUCCUGUUGGUAUCUGUAUCUUGGCUGGUAUAUUUUGUAAUCACUGGAAUUGAGAAUAAUACUUCUACAUGGUUAGCUAUCGCAGCCAUUUUCAGUAUUGUUGGAAUGAUGGUAUCCGCUGUAUUAUAUUUAACUUACACAGAUUACUACAAGUCCUAUGUAUUACCAACUUCUGUAGGAGUUGCAUCUGUGUUGUGUUCUCUUUCUUUACUCUUUCUUGCGGUAGUACCUCCUUAUGUAGAUGGCUUAACAUUAGUAGGACAUUUUGCACUAUGUUCAGAAAUUUUGUUACUGAUUUAUACGGUACUACCAAUGCCUCUUUAUGCUUGCACAGGAAUAUCUUCUAUUUACUCGAUUAUAUUCGAGUUUCUAACUGCCUACCUCUAUGGCUCAAAAAGUAGAAGACAAAGGAUAUUCAGCAAUCACAAGUUUUUUAAUAAUUCUUCAAGAACAAAUAUGUCUGAAGAUUAUAACAAAACAUCUAUUCCUAUCUAUUCUUCACAUCAAAAUUCUCAUUUUUUUAAUGGUUUCCAAAGUAUAUCUAAUGUUAGCAAUGCUUUGACAGCUGGCACACAGAUGAUAUCAAAUUUAUAUACUUUAAAUCCAAUAUCUAAUUUUAGUUCAAAGUUGUUGGACGACGAAAGUAUUGUAGGAAAAAUGUCUGGGAAUCUUACAAAUGCAAAUAUGUUAACGAAACUAAAUUCUAGUAUUCCAUUUAUAAUAACAAAUGUUGGUUCUACUGUAAAUUCAACGUUCAACAAUAUAAAUAUUAGUAAUCUGAAUAAAAUAAAUGCAUCUUCUACAGAGGCUGAAAUAGCCCUUGAUGUUGUUGAAUCAAUUACCAAUUGGACUAAUACAUCAAGUGCAUAUUUGCAAGAUGAUAUUGAUUUUACAACGAAUCUCAGUAUAAGAAUUUUGAUGCAAAUAUGUAUUCAUUUAAUCGGUGUACAUAUCUUAAUAAUGACGUUUGUCCGAAUGCGUGGUACUUUUAUGAAAGUGGGGCAAUCAUUACUAGUACGUCGUCAAUUAGAAAUGGAAAGACAGCUUAAAGAAAAAAUGAUACAUUCUGUAAUGCCACCAAAAGUAGCAGAUUGGUUAAUGGAAGAAAGUGGUAGAGAGAGAGAACGUGAAGAUUCUCUAAAAAAAGGAUCUAUACCAUCAAAUCAAACAGAUAUUCGAUCUUUAUUUCGACCAUUCAAUAUGCACUCUAUGGAAAAUGUCAGUAUAUUAUUUGCUGAUAUUGUUGGUUUUACAAAGAUGAGUUCAAAUAAAACUGCAGAAGAAUUAGUCGGGAUUCUUAAUGAUCUAUUUGAACGAUUUGAUGAUUUAUGCGAACAUCAUGGAUGUGAAAAAAUUUCUACAUUGGGAGAUUGUUACUAUUGUGUUAGUGGUUGUCCUGAACCAAGACCUGAUCAUGCAAAAUGUUGCAUUGAAAUGGGAUUAGCAAUGAUAGAAGCUAUAAAACAAUUUGAUAUAGAAAGAAGAGAGGGAGUAAAUAUGAGAGUUGGUGUUCACACAGGAACUGUCUUGUGUGGAAUUGUUGGCACUAAAAGAUUUAAAUUUGAUGUUUGGUCAAAUGAUGUGACAUUGGCAAAUAAAUUAGAAAGUACAGGUAAACCAGGCAGGGUACAUUUGAGCGAGAAAACUUUAAAUUUUUUGAAUCAUCAAUAUAUCACAGAAGAUGGAGAGGUAGUCAAUGGUAUUAAAACUUACUUUAUCAAAAGUCGAAAAUCAGAUAUUAUGAAUCAAUUCGUAACAAAUAUCAUGUUACCUAAGGAUUUUUCUCCAUUAAUGCAAACUCGUCAUCGUCUUGCCUCUUGCAAUAAUCAAAAUAAACCCAAACAACAUUAUCUCCAUAUGGUGACUAAUGCAAGUAACUAUAGGAUAAAAGCUAAUUCCUUGCCCAGUAUUUUGGAUUCUGAAAAUAGUAAUGACAUAAUUGAUGAGAAAGAAGGUCUAAAUAAAAGUCCUAUGUCAACUGCAAGUUAUGAAAAAAAAAGAACACGAAAUAAACCAUGGCGGUAUUUACAACGACAAAGGACGAGUGAAGAAAUGACGCCUUUAGAUAUGGAAGAAGGAAAAAGUAUGAUUAUAAAACAACCAAAAAAUGAACAAUACGAAGAUCGCAAUGGAUUCAAACGAAUUCCUUUCAAUAAUGGUGUUGAAAUGGAUCCAAAUCCUGUGCCUUCUAGUCCUUUAUUGUCUGGUCAAGAAACAAUAAGUCACGCUUCGUCGAUAUGUAGUAGAAAAGAUUCUGGUAUUAAGAGUAAUAGCAGACGUAGUAGUAUUCAACAGCAGUUAUUCUUGAUGAAUGGUAUAGCUCAAGGGGAUUUAUUAGGUCAUAGAGUUAGUGGUUAUUAUACUUCUAGUUCAACUUUGAAUUCUACUCAUGAACUUUCGUCAUCUGUACCACCUUAUCCAUUUCCUCCAGCAGUAACUGAUACAUUUGGUGCAUGUUUUCAUAAGUUAAGAAAACAAUCUGAUUUACAAUUAAUAAGAUGCGUUCAAGACAACGUGAGUUCUCAACGAUCAUAUUUCGUGAAGCCACCGUUAUCAAGCGUAACGCUAUUUUUUAAGAACAAAGAAUUGGAAAAAGAAUAUCGAGAAAAUGCUCAUAGAGCGAGUGAAGGUGUAACGGGCAAUCCUCCAACACUAGCUACUUCAAGAUUUAAUACUUAUUUUGACAUAUUAAUAUCGGCUUUAGUUUUUAUAGCUAUUACAAUCUCUCUCUUCUUGCUUUGCAAACCUUCAAUUUUCUAUAUUGUGUUUUGUAUCUUUGCCACAACUAUUCAAAUCAUAGCUGUUUUACUUUGCAUUAGACAACUUUUUAGACCAAAUACCACUCAUGCAACAUUCACUCAAAAUAUUUUCAACUUUUUUUCUAGAUGGUAUCCUUGGCAUAUUUGUGGUGCCAUAUUAGUUGGCUUACCAAUUGUUUCUAUUCUUCUAAACUUCACUUGCAAUAGCUUACAUAGUUUAAAUAAUUUUGAGUAUUAUUACAGCUAUUUAAUCUUCAUAGGGUUGGUCCAUUUUUGUAAUUUUACUCAAUUGAAUUGUUGGAUGAAAAACUUGCUAGUCACCUUUGCCGGUGUGUUGUUUAUUUGUCUUGUUGUCAGUCAUAUAUCGUAUAAUCAGGAUAUAACAGUACCAACCGAUUAUACUAGAAAUAAUACACAAGAACGAUUAGCAAUGCGCCCGAACUUAAUCAAUGCAAUCUUGAUUGAACAGAAUAAUCAUCCAAUAGAUGAAAAUCUUAUUAUUCCACUAAAAGUAUUUCGUAAUUCUGUAGAAGCGUCAACACAAUCGUCACUCAAGAUAACCGGGCAAUCACAUAAACCUACGAUAGAAUCUAUUAUGAUUACAGAAAGAGAAAAAGAAUUAAGAUACAACGAAAGAUUGUACCAUUAUGAAAUUUAUCUGGAUAUGAUACUCUUACUCUUGUUAGUUUGGUUUCUGAAUCGUGAAUUCGAGAUUAGCUAUCGAUUGAGUUUCCAUGGAAAUUUCGUUGCGGCAAGAGAUAAAACGCGUGUACAAUCAAUGAAAAACCAAGCUGAUUUACUUCUACAUAAUAUUAUUCCCAAAUAUGUUGCUGAUCAAUUGAAAACCACUGCAAAAUAUUCGCAAAAUCAUAAAUCCGUUGGAAUUAUUUUUGCCAGUAUUGUAAACUUCAAUGAAUUAUACGAUGAAUCUUAUUUGGGUGGUAAAGAGUAUCUACGUGUACUUAACGAAUUGAUUGGCGAUUUUGAUGAACUUCUGGAGAAACCUGAAUUUUCUAAUGUUGAAAAAAUCAAAACAAUUGGCAGUACAUUUAUGGCAGCUAGCGGUUUAAAUCCACAAGUAAGACAACAAAGUGAUCAUGAAUAUACUCAUCUUUUUCAAUUGAUAGAUUUUGCUAUGGCUAUGCAUAAAGUCAUAUAUAAUUUUAAUCGAGAUUUAUUGGAAUUUAAAUUGAUUCUAAGAAUUGGAUUUAAUUAUGGCGAUGUUACGGCCGGAGUAAUAGGUGCCACAAAGUUAUAUUAUGAUAUUUGGGGAGAUGCAGUAAAUAUUGCUUCAAGAAUGGACUCUACUGGAGUCGCAGGUAGAAUACAAAUGGCCAGUAAUUGUAUUGGUGUACUCUCAGAUAAAUACGAGUUUGAGCCUCGCGGUCAAGUAUAUGUAAAAGGAAAGGACAACAUGGAUGUAUUUCUACUCAUAGGAAAAAAAGAGAAUACUACAAAUUUUAAUGGUACUUGAAUUAUACAGAGUGCCAAUUAAUACAUCAAUGAUCUGACUAUGUUAUAUGGCAUGCUGGAAUUCGAGGCUGUGUAGUUUAAUAUCAUUGAUUGAGUUAUAUUAAAUUUGAAAAUAUGCGUGUGUGACUUAAAAUAAGAGAGAUGUGAUGAUUAAUUGAAAAGAGCCUAGGGACGAAUGUUUUUUGAUAGAUGCUGUAUUCUAUUAAAAACUAAUCGCCUUAAUAAUUGACUGCUCAAAUUCUGCUAAUUAAAGAUAUUUAUUAACGAGAUAUUAACUGUAUUUUUGUAAAUAUUGAAACUAACAAAUUAUGUAUAUCAUGAAGAGUGAUCUUAAACCUGCCUUUGUCAAGUACAAAGCGGAUCAAGGGUGGAAAUCCUUGGGUGUCGCGUAAUUUCAAUACAAGGAAAAUGUAAAAUAUUUGUGAAAAAAACAGACUUAUUAUAUUACAUACAUAUAGUUGCAGUUCAGGCAGUUCCUACAAAUAUAUUUGGGCUUCGUACCACAAAUAUCAUUGUAAUAUAUAAUACGAAGAAUUCAUUAUAAAAAUAGUAUAUCCUAAGCAUUUAGGUUUGAUAUUUAAUUGAAUAGUCUUGAAAGAUCUUAGUGUAAUAUAAGAUAAAUCCAAAUAAUUUCUAGUAUUUUACGAAUCAUAAUGUAAAACGAAGUUUAAAAAUGCUUAUGCAAAGUCUACAUAUGUCCCUGCAAAAAAGUUAUAAAAGAAAAAUAUAUACCUUGUAUUCUUGCCUUCCUUUUUGGAAUUUGUAACAAUUUGAACAAUUUGUAUGAAUUAAAUUCUGCUCUGCUUUUUAAAAUAAUAACUUAGUCAAUGUAGGGACAAGCUGUCUUAACAAAUUUAUUCGUUUCUCUAUGAUUAUAUAUAAACGAUAACUUUUUACCAAAGAUCAAGGAACGAUUUAAAGAAAAUCAUAGGUUUUAUUACCCACAUGUAGGAUUUAGAAUAUAAUCCGCUAUUACAGAUUUAUCAAGUCUAGCUUUGACUACGACAAUAUGCGUUUACUUUUUUAAAAUGUAUUACGUAACAUUCCAAUUAUUUUUGCGAUCGAAUAUUACAGAAGAUCCAUUAAAACAAUAUAAUUUGUCUGUUUUACAAAUUAUUCAGAAUGGUUUUACAGAAAGAGAGAGCAUAGCAAGGACAAUUAGUCAAUUACUAUCUUUUUUAUAAAUUUGCUAUAUCACAUCUCACGAAGAAUACAUUGAUAUUUUUCAUUUUUGCUAUAAGUAAUAUAAUUUUCUGGAAAUCCUUCCUUGUGUGGAAUAUAUACUAUAUAAUAUUUUUAUUAUUUUAGAUUAAAAAAAAAAAAAAAAAAAAAAAAAAAAAAAAAAAAAAAAGAAUA